AUGUCUGAGUCAACUGUUUAUGAUACAAUACAUACAACUGAUCGUGAAGCUGAUGAAGAAGAAAUAAGUCUUAAACCAGAAUAUUAUUCAAUACUUGGUUGUUUACCACCAAUCACUGAUUCUCAAGCUGUCAUGAUAACACCUGUUGUUGCUUUACUUAAUAAACUAAAGUUUAUUGAUUUUCGUUUAUUACAUGAUGAAAUAACAGCUGUAUUUUAUCUUGAUCUUAAAUAA
Messenger RNA from Rotaria sp. Silwood2, 234 nucleotides. NCBI's taxonomy places the organism in Eukaryota, Metazoa, Rotifera, Eurotatoria, Philodinida, Philodinidae. The record is from the annotation of a GenBank genome assembly.